Messenger RNA from Trematosphaeria pertusa, 1547 nucleotides. RefSeq names its product UDP-glucose 4-epimerase. Gene Ontology annotation, biological process: beta-D-galactose catabolic process via UDP-galactose, Leloir pathway. The coding region runs from base 262 to 1380 and encodes 372 amino acids. The transcript is spliced from 4 exons. NCBI's taxonomy places the organism in Eukaryota, Fungi, Ascomycota, Dothideomycetes, Pleosporales, Trematosphaeriaceae. Gene Ontology annotation, cellular component: cytosol. Gene Ontology annotation, molecular function: UDP-glucose 4-epimerase activity. The record is from RefSeq and is a predicted model, not a curated record.
CGAAACAGAGAGCUGAAUGACUGGCGUUUUAUGGCGCUGCAAGGGAGAGCUGAUGCUCGUUCUGCGCUAAGCCCGAAACAGGAAGCGAUCCGCUCACCGCUCCCGCGAAAAGUGGGCGGUCGAGUUGCACCAUCGAGGUGGCCACGACUUUUAAUACUCCUACAACCUCGCAGCACCGGCGCCAAUUCGAAUCGUUGAGACGGAAAAGAGCAGGCACAACAAAGCUCACUGUCCAAUUUCAUCCACGAACGCGCUGUCAACAUGGUCGUUGGUUCUGUCCUCGUCACCGGUGGUACGGGCUACAUUGGCUCCUUCACGGCGCUCGCUCUGCUGGAAGCCGACUACAAAGUCGUCAUAGUCGACAACCUUCGCAAUUCCUCAAAAGAAGUCGUCAACCGCAUCGAGCUCAUCUGCGGGAAGCGGCCAGUCUUCUACGAGAUCGACAUCACCGAGGAAGCUGCUCUGGACAAAGUCUUCGCCGAGCACCCUGACAUCGACAAUGUGAUCCACUUCGCUGCGUUGAAGGCGGUUGGCGAAUCUGGAGAGAUCCCGCUGGAGUACUACCGCGUGAACGUGGGGGGCAGUAUCUCCCUCCUCCGCGCCAUGACCAAGCACAACGUCACAAACAUUGUCUUCUCAUCCUCAGCCACCGUGUACGGGGAUGCCACGCGCUUCCCCAACAUGAUCCCAAUUCCAGAGCACUGCCCUAUUGGCCCUACGAACACGUACGGUCGCACCAAGAGCACUGUCGAGAACGUGAUCAGCGACCACAUCGAGGCUCAGCGGAUGAUGGCCAAGAAGAGGGGUGAGACCGACGGCGACAAGUGGAACGCGGCGUUGCUGAGGUAUUUCAACCCCGCUGGUGCGCACCCAAGCGGUGUCAUGGGCGAGAAUCCGCUCGGGGUGCCGUAUAACCUGCUUCCUCUCCUUGCGCAGGUAGCUAUCGGCAAGCGAGAAAAGCUGCUCGUCUUCGGUGACGAUUACAAGUCCAAGGACGGCACCGCGAUCCGCGACUACAUCCACGUGCUCGACCUGGCCAAGGGGCACCUGGUCGCCCUCAACUACCUCCGCGAGCACCACCCUGGCGUAAAAGCUUGGAAUCUCGGCACCGGCAAAGGAUCCACCGUCUUCGAUAUGAUCAAAGCCUUCAGCAAGGUGGUCGGCCGUGAUCUCCCCUACCAGGUCGUCGAGCGCCGCCAAGGCGACGUGCUUGAUUUGACGGCGAAUCCAACGCUGGCGAACCGGGAACUCGAGUGGAAGACAGAGCUGACGCUCGAAGACGCAUGCGCCGACCUGUGGAAGUGGACGGAGAACAACCCCGAAGGCUACAAUCAAGAGCCGCCGAAGCAGUUUGUGGAGGCGCUGAAGAAGAAUGCGUAACUGCCUGCAGGUGAAGGACAGGGGCUUGGUUAAAUGGGAGCAUAGUGAAGCGGGCGUUGGAAAAAGUUCCGGUUCUAAUAGAAGGAUAUGCUGGGACGAGGGUCUCUAAGUAUGGAUCUACCGAGCCGUGCGCGUCUUCAUCAAAACGAUCACUCAGAAAACAUGAC